This is a messenger RNA of Chlamydomonas reinhardtii, 2305 nucleotides long. RefSeq lists its product as uncharacterized. NCBI's taxonomy places the organism in Eukaryota, Viridiplantae, Chlorophyta, Chlorophyceae, Chlamydomonadales, Chlamydomonadaceae. Bases 265 to 1188 code for a protein of 307 amino acids. The record is from RefSeq and is a predicted model, not a curated record. The transcript is spliced from 7 exons. Gene Ontology annotation, cellular component: SMN complex. Gene Ontology annotation, molecular function: RNA binding; protein binding. Gene Ontology annotation, biological process: spliceosomal snRNP assembly.
GGUGUCGAGCAAUAGUAUUUGUGAUAGGCUAGAGGGUGUGCAGACGAGCGUCCUUUGUCUCAGAGAGAUCUGCGAGUUCGCGCAAUUUCCAAAGGCUUGCCACCCUAGCCUGACUAUUAUUGGUUCAGAGCGUAGUUAGGACCUGCCGACCUGUGUGUAGCUUUACGCGAGGGUUCUGAACAAACUUCUGCAUUGUCGGGUGCUUACCCCUGAGAAGGCGCCGCGCCUGCAUACUUGACUUGCAUCAUACAAGGAGCUAAUACAAUGGCGAAGCGCGUCCCGAUCGUCUGCCACGGACACUCGCGGCCGAUUGUGUCCAUCGACUGGAGCCAGAACACGCCUGAAGGUUACUUUCUGGCGUCGGCAUCCAAAGAUGGCAAGCCUAUGCUGCGCCACGGCGAGAACGGCGACUGGUAUGGCACGUUUGAGGGCCACAAGGGUGCUGUGUGGGCGUGUGUGCUUGACACACCAGCGCUCAAGUGCGCAACGGGUUCGGGCGACUUCAGCGCGCGGCUAUGGGACGCCUGCGGCGGCAACCAACUGCAUGAGUUUCAGCAUAACCACAUUGUGCGCACCGUGAACUUCUCAUUUCAAAACUCGAAUAAGCUCGCCACGGGAGGCAUGGAGAAGCUUGUGCGGAUCUUCGACCUCGAAAAGCCCGCCGCGGAGCCGCUGAAGCUGCCGCCGGCGCACUCAGGCAUCCGGUCAGUCAACUUCAUCCAGAAUGACAACACCAUCAUCUGCAGCUACGUCGACAAGCCCGGCCUUGGCGUGUACGACGUGCGUUCGCUGCAGCACGUGCAGACGAUUGACACAAGCGCGCCUGUGACCUCCAUUGAGAUUUCGUUUGACCAGCAGCACAUCACAACCGCCGAGGGCAGUCACGUGCGCGUCUUCGAGGUGGGCAGCCUGAACCAGGUCAAGAGCCACCGCAUGCCGGCGCCCGCGGAGAGCGCCAGCCUGUGCUGGGCCAAGCGCAAGUUCGUGGCGGGCGGGGAGGACAUGUGGGUGCACCUGUACGACCUGGACACGUGCCAGGAGCUGGAGGUCAACAAGGGCCACCAUGGCCCCGUGCACGCGAUCCGCUGGGCACCCACCUACGACGCCUACGCCAGCGGCAGCGAGGACGGCACGAUACGCAUAUGGUUCCCCGACCUGCCGGAGGCUGCCGCCGCCGCCGCGCCGUAAGCAUAGGCGUGAGCUAGGGCUAGGAGGGGGAGUAUGUAGACGGCGAACCUGCUAUAGCAUGGUUUUGAAGCUAUUGGGGCGUCGCUCUGGGAGGCUGGCUGGAGCUUGGCAUUCAUUCUGACACAAGCAGGGUGUAGUGGCGACCGCAGCGGCAUGCCCGAGGUGUGGAUGCCAACGUGGGCGUGGAUAUGGCGGCGGGCGUGGCAGGUGCGUGGGUGUGCAAGCGUGGUAUGUGCAUUCGCACGUGGCAUGGAUGAAGGACGGGUUGCCGGGGUGUGGGCUCGGCAACAGCGAUGACAGGCUUGCGCUUGCUCAGGCGGGAUGGUAUUUUGUACAGUCAGCGUGCGGAGCGGGGAUGGGGGCAGGUGAUGUGAUGGGGGGCCGAGGAGGAGGUGAGUUCGGUAGGCGGUCCUGACGGCGAGGCACGGGGAGGCGUCGAGGGCGGCGGCCUUAUGAGACCUGGUUAGCGAUCGACGAGUAGCGCGCGGAGGGCGAGUUCUGCAUGCUAUGCUUUGUAGGCGUGUACAUACGGUAUGCACCGCAUGUUUGCAGGCUACGCGUGCAGAUGCGGCGUCUAGGAAGAGCAAAGGGCCUUCAUGGAAAAGCCCUGGGUAGAGUUGUGGAGGCGGCGAGCGGGGAAGGAGCGCAGGCAUUGAGGCGCCGGGAGCUGCAGCGCGCUUCAAGGGUUGUGAAGCCCGUGCGUGUGGCAGGUGCGGUGACUGGUUCCGUGUGCUGCGUCGUACCAUGCUGCAGUGCCGGCGGUGGUGACGAGGGCAACGCGGAUAACUUGCAGAGGCAGGCGCCACAACGGUGGCGUGCUGUUGAGGGCAUGAUUGCUGGUAGGAGGAGGCUGCGCUGAGGCCAGCUAGGGCCAAUAUACGGUACUAGUUGACUGGCUGCGGGUGCGCGCGGCUUCAAGACAGUGUUGGAGUGCAGGGCGACGCAGAGACGUGAAGGGAAGCGGCUUGAGUGUGGCGCUGCUGCACGUGUCAUUAAGGCACGGCCGCGCGGCUAGCUGUAAAGGGUAACGGUAGUUAUGGCUGUGUGGUAGUCGCGCUGACGAUUGCUCUGUCCGGGACAGCCGCCGACUGCUGGGGGCCCUGCAUGCUGUAGACUU